AUGAAUGCUAUUGAGAAGUUAGACAAAAUUUUACGACGUCUAAGUAGCAAGACUCGACGUACUACUACAAGACGUGUAAACUGUUAUCCAGAAGUGUCCAGUUCAGGUAGUGAUGAAGAUGCUUUAGUAGAACCACAAACGGAUACCUCAAAAAAUGACCGUAAAAGUGGCAGUAACCGUCGGACACAUUUGAAGCCUGUAGUGCCGACCAUUCAGAAUAUCGGGACGACAACAGUAACGGAACAAUCCUCAGAACAACUGGAAAGAGCAUAUAAUCUGCAUCAACAGCAAUUACAGUACGACAAGCAGAAGACUGAAGAGGAUGAGCAUCUGAAGAUUUUGGAAGCUCCUGAUGGCCAAAUGUUAAGUGGUAACAACUGCGAGACUUUGAAACCACUAUUGCCAUCUUCAAGGUUGCCAGGCCAGGCUACAGCGAGCUCCGCCACUCACGAAAAGUCAUGUGAAUCCGAAGAUGCCGAUUACGUAUCCGAUUAUUCUACCUAUGGGAUGCAGCGGAGUGCAACACGGAAAUCCGUUUACGAAUUGGAUAUGUCUAUGGAUGAAUCGUUGCCGGAAUCAUGUGGACGUGAAAGUGGUUACUUAUCGGGGAUUGAUGUGCGCUACAGCAUGUCGGCUGCCGAAUCACCUGCCUUGUCACCGCUUGGAGUAACUUUUUCUCGGGCUCAACCGCUCUUCCAGCGUACGCUUGAAACGAUCAUACAGCAAUCUUUUGAUAGUGAAGAGUUGCAAAAGAACGAAAAAGGUAACCUGAAAGUGGUUGCCAUUCCACGACAAGUUGACAUUGCAAGAGAUCUGAAGCUUCAAGAUGAGGAAGCCAAGAUACCGGAUUACAUAAGUACUGAAAAGCUACUCCGGGAUAGUGUUGCGGAAACAAAGUACAUAACAACAAUUUUUGAGCUUUCAUCGGGUGGUAUCAUUAGUCUUAUUGAUGAUGUCCUUAACGAAUUUAGUUUGUGGUUCCAUGAAGAGAUUGGCCUUCUUGGAAUUGCAUGUGAGGUGCAAUGGUCCGUACCGGAGGAACACCGUCAUCUUGCCUCCGAAAAAAGAAUGAAAGAAGCUCUCCAUCAUUCACUUCGGCAAAACAACCGCCGUGUAUUAAACAUGAAAAGUAAAACUGGUAACUAUUAUUUGCCGUUAACGAUGAUAUCAGCUAUAACAGAGGAAAAUUGUGCACGCGAUUGUCAAUUAAAUUGCUUUCAAGGUGUUUAUCGUCGUUUCUACACAUCGUUGUUGCCGUAUCAACACACAGACGCAAGUGUGUGGCAUAGACCGUACUGGAGUUUGCGUGAUACCAGCCGAUCAAAUUCACAAAAGCCAAAUCUGGAGCAGUUCAUUUUUGGACGUGAUGCGACUAAACUUGAUGUUGGCAGUUUGGUUGCUGUCAAUGUUGUCGCACUGAAAAUUGUACUAUAG
Messenger RNA from Cercopithifilaria johnstoni, 1434 nucleotides. Lineage: Eukaryota; Metazoa; Nematoda; Chromadorea; Rhabditida; Onchocercidae. The record is from the annotation of a GenBank genome assembly.